Molecule: messenger RNA, 756 nt
Organism: Knipowitschia caucasica
Lineage: Eukaryota; Metazoa; Chordata; Actinopteri; Gobiiformes; Gobiidae
Source: the annotation of a GenBank genome assembly
AUGAAUGAACCAGGAGCGAAGGGACCGUGUGAGCUCCCGGUCACCUGUCUCCAUCCCUUCACCCCCUCUCCUCCUCCCUCUCCUCCUCCCUCUCCUCCUCCCUCUCCUCCUCUCCCUCUCCUCCUCCCCUCCUCUCCCUCUUCUCUCCCAUCUCCAGGUAUAGCUCUCUAUCCUUUCCCCACUCCUCCCUCUCCUCACUUUCCUCCUCCCUCUCUUCCUCCCUCUCCUCCUCCCUCUCCUCCUUCCUCUCCUCCUCCCUCUCCUCCUCCCCUCCUCUCCCUCUCCUCCUCCCCUCCUCUCCCUCUUCUCUCCCAUCUCCAGGUCUCUAGCUCUCUAUCCUUUCCCCACUCCUCCCUCUCCUCCUCCCUCUCCUCCUCUUCCUCUCCUCCUCCCCUCCUCUCCCUCUCCUCUCCCAUCUCCAGGUCUGCAGCUCUCUAUCCUUUCCCCACUCCUCCCUCUCCUCCUCCCUCUACUCCUCCCUCUCCUCCUCCCCUCCUCUCCCUCUCCUCCUCCCCUCCUCUCCCUCUCCUCCUCCCCUCCUCUCCCUCUCCUCUCUCCCCCUCCUCUCCCUCUCCUCUUCCAUCUCCAGGGCAUUCCAUCCUCAGCCUCAAUUCUCCUCUCUCCAGGUCUCCAUCCCUUCACCCCUCUCCUCACCCCCUCUCCUCCCCUCCCCCAGUCCUCCCCCUGUUUAUUUACAUACACCCACCCGUGGCCAUGAUUGAGUGUGUUCAGGUGGCCUUGGGGUCGUUCCGCUGA